GACCCGUGGGGUCGGAGUCCGGGUCAGGACCUGCGCAAGGCUCUGUGUGCCAGAGGGGAGGGGAAGCUGGUGCGCUCGGUGCACAUCCGCAGAGCGAGCGCCGCACGGGAGAGGCCGUCGAGGUUACACCGGGAGGGUUGAGGGCUCGCAACAGGUCCGCUGCGCUAAGGCGCAGGGCGCGGACCCUCGGCUCUCCCAGUCCCCUGCCGGCCGCCCCCGCCCCCAUCCCCUCCCCCUUCGCCGCUGCCGCCGCCCAACGUCGCCGCCGGAAAGUUUGCUAGCGGCCGGCGCGGAGCCGGCGCCGACCCCGAUCGCAGUGCGGCGGAGACGAGUGGCUGCCAGCUCCCAGACCUGAGCGAGUUCGAGGACCACGAGACGCACAGCCCUAGCCCGAGCGACAGAGCACAAGCCACUGGAGGACCCCAGAAGCUCUACGGUGGGGACCAGACAUAGUAGGUAAAGGCCCAGUUUCUGACUUCUCCAUACCGAGCCCACUAGUGACCUGGGCAGCAGAUGGGGCAAUUUGAUCCAAAUCAGGAGAGUAAGGCUACUUGGUGACGGCAAGCCUGAGGAGGGGUGUACACACCCCAAGGACCCAGACGUGCAACCCCUGCCAGAUGUGGGGGGUGGCUACCCAAGGGCAUGCCUUGCACCCCGCUCCACAGUCCCCACCUGCUGCUCCUGCUGCUGUCAUUUCUGCCGAAAGCACCCUCGGCUCAGGUGAUGGACUUCUUGUUCGAGAAGUGGAAGCUUUAUGGUGAUCAGUGCCACCACAACCUGAGCCUGCUGCCCCCACCUACGGAGCUGGUUUGUAAUAGAACCUUCGACAAGUACUCCUGCUGGCCUGACACCCCACCCAAUACCACAGCUAACAUCUCCUGCCCCUGGUACCUACCUUGGUACCACAAAGUGCAGCAUCGCCUGGUGUUCAAGAGGUGCGGGCCUGACGGGCAGUGGGUGCGAGGGCCGCAGGGGCAGCCAUGGCGCAAUGCCUCCCAGUGCCAGAUGGACGACGAAGAGAUCGAGGUCCAGAAGGAAGUGGCCAAGAUGUAUAGCAGCUACCAGGUGAUGUACACUGUGGGCUACAGUCUGUCCCUGGGGGCCCUGCUCCUUGCCCUGGUCAUCCUGCUGGGCCUCAGGAAGAUGCACUGCACCCGGAACUAUAUCCACGGGAACCUGUUUGCAUCCUUUGUGCUCAAGGCCGGCUCUGUGCUGGUCGUAGACUGGCUGCUCAAGACACGCUACAGCCAGAAGAUUGGAGAUGACCUUAGCGUGAGCAUCUGGCUCAGCGAUGGGGCGGUGGCUGGCUGCCGAGUGGCCACGGUGAUCACGCAGUACGGCAUCAUCGCCAACUAUUGCUGGCUGCUGGUGGAGGGUGUGUACCUGUACAGCCUGCUGAGCCUUGCCACCUUCCAAGAGAAGAGCUUCUUUUCCCUCUACCUGGGCAUUGGCUGGGCUGCUGUUCCCACAGGGGCGCCCCUGCUGUUUGUCAUCCCCUGGGUGGUGGUCAAGUGUCUGUUUGAGAAUGUCCAGUGCUGGACCAGCAAUGACAACAUGGGUUUCUGGUGGAUCUUGCGGUUCCCUGUCUUCCUGGCCAUAUUGAUCAAUUUCUUCAUCUUUGUCCGCAUCAUUCACCUUCUUGUGGCCAAGCUGCGUGACCGGCAGAUGCACUAUGCUGACUACAAAUUCCGGCUAGCCAGGUCCACGCUGACCCUCAUCCCUCUGCUGGGGGUCCAUGAGGUGGUCUUUGCCUUUGUGACUGACGAGCACGCCCAGGGCGCCCUCCGUUCCAUCAAGCUCUUUUUCGACCUCUUCUUCAGUUCUUUCCAGGGUCUGCUGGUGGCUGUCCUCUACUGUUUCCUCAACAAGGAGGUGCAGGCAGAGCUACUGCGGCGUUGGAGGCGAUGGCGAGAAGGCAAAGCCCUUAAGGAGGAACAGAUGGCUAGCUGCCGUGGCAACCACACGGCCCCAGCAGGGUCUAGUCACGGUGAACCUGGUGAGAAACUUCAGCUCGUGACUGCAGGCAGCUGCAACGGGACUAAACCCUCUGUGGAGACCUCCAUCACCAGCAGUCUCUCAGGGCUGACUGACAGCCCCACCUGAAGCCCCACGGGAGCCCAGCCAGGCUGGAUUCAGUAAGGGCCUUACAGGACAACUCAGAACCAGACGCCUGGCCAAGGCUGGAGAGACAACACAGCCAGACAGCAGCAUGUGCUGUCCACACUCCCUCAACCUGUCCUGACCCUGGCACAGGCCACACUGAUGGAGUGGGGGUGAAUUUGAUGGAGGAGUUAUACUAUGAACUGUGGUGUUCCCGUGUGCUGGCAUGUCCCGUGUGCCCAAUGUAUGUCCUUCAAUAAAGG
Microtus oregoni (creeping vole) is the source of this 2363-nucleotide messenger RNA. Its product is annotated as glucagon receptor. Gene Ontology annotation, molecular function: glucagon receptor activity; peptide hormone binding. The record is from RefSeq and is a predicted model, not a curated record. Bases 643 to 2103 code for a protein of 486 amino acids. NCBI's taxonomy places the organism in Eukaryota, Metazoa, Chordata, Mammalia, Rodentia, Cricetidae. Gene Ontology annotation, cellular component: plasma membrane. Gene Ontology annotation, biological process: cell surface receptor signaling pathway; adenylate cyclase-activating G protein-coupled receptor signaling pathway. The transcript is spliced from 15 exons.